Messenger RNA from Lacerta agilis (Sand lizard), 1786 nucleotides. It is a transcript of the gene SHH, whose product is annotated as sonic hedgehog signaling molecule. Gene Ontology annotation, molecular function: patched binding; calcium ion binding. The record is from RefSeq and is a predicted model, not a curated record. Lineage: Eukaryota; Metazoa; Chordata; Lepidosauria; Squamata; Lacertidae. Gene Ontology annotation, biological process: cell fate specification; cell-cell signaling; regulation of gene expression. The coding region runs from base 99 to 1367 and encodes 422 amino acids. The transcript has 3 exons.
ACACACACACCCAGCAGCCAGGCAGGGAGCCGUGUGCGCGCGUGUGUGUGUGCGUGCGUGCGCGCGCGUGGAAAGUGGCCGUUUCCUCCACGGACGGAAUGCUGCUCUUGCGGAGAAUUGGUCUCCUGCUGGUCUUCGUGGGCGCUUUGCUGCUCUCCUGCGGGCUGGCUUGUGGACCGGGCAGGGGCUUCGGCAAGAGGCGGCACCCGAAGAAGCUGACCCCUUUAGCCUACAAGCAGUUCAUUCCCAACGUGGCAGAGAAGACGCUGGGCGCCAGUGGAAGGUACGAAGGCAAGAUCAGCCGCAACUCGGAGCGCUUUAAAGAGCUCACCCCCAAUUACAACCCUGACAUUAUUUUUAAGGAUGAAGAGAACACGGGAGCCGACAGGCUGAUGACACAGCGCUGCAAGGACAAGCUGAACGCCUUGGCGAUCUCGGUGAUGAACCAGUGGCCUGGCGUGAAGCUGCGCGUGACCGAGGGCUGGGACGAGGACGGCCACCACUCCGAGGAGUCGCUGCACUACGAGGGCCGCGCCGUGGACAUCACCACCUCGGAUCGGGACCGCAGCAAGUAUGGCAUGCUGGCGCGCCUGGCCGUCGAGGCCGGCUUCGACUGGGUGUACUACGAGUCCAAGGCGCACAUCCACUGCUCGGUCAAGGCCGAGAACUCAGUGGCGGCCAAAUCGGGUGGUUGCUUCCCUGGAUCGGCCUGGGUGAACCUGGAGCAAGGGGGCACCAAGUUGGUGAAGGACCUCCACCCUGGCGACCGGGUCCUGGCGGCCGAUGUGCAAGGGCAGCUGCUCUACAGCGAAUUCCUCACCUUCCUGGACCAGGAGGAGCCUCCCGUUCGCAAGCUUUUCUACGUGAUUGAGACCCGGCGGCCCCGGGCACGCCUCUUGCUCACGGCAGCUCACCUGCUUUUCGUUGCCCCGCCGCAGAACCACUCCAAGCCCCAGCCUGUUUUCGCCAGCCGCGUUCAGCCGGGACAACGCGUCUACGUGCUGGGCAAAGGGAGCCAGACACUGUUGCAGGCCGAGGUGCACAGCGUGUCCCUGCGGGAAGAGGCCUUGGGUGCCUACGCCCCGCUCACUGCUCAGGGCACUAUCCUCAUCAAUCAGGUGCUGGCAUCGUGCUAUGCGGUCAUCGAGGAGCAUAGCUGGGCCCACUGGGCGUUUGCUCCUUUCCGAGUCACACACGCUCUCCUGGCGAUGCUGUACCCCAGCGGCCUCUCCUCCCCGGUCCUUUUCCCAUCCGCUGCCCUGGACGACGCCCCAGCAGGAGUCCACUGGUAUUCCCGCCUCCUCUACCACAUUGGCCGCUGGGUAUUGGAUUCUGAGAUGAUACACCCGCUGGGCAUGGCCAGCUGAGGGGGACGGCUCUCCACACCCCACCUUGACCUGUCAUAAGAACAGAGAAUCACCUUAUGUAAACCUCUUGGUGUUGUGAGCCACUUUGAGCAUGGUUUACCAUGGGAAAGUGGCCUGCAAAUGAACAAGGAAGAUGAUGAAAAUAGUACAAGGGGGGGGGAACUAAGAUGAAGAAAGAAAGAAAGAAAAUGAAAGACUUUAAAACAAUAAUAAUAAUAAUAGUAGGAAAGUCCAAAGUAGACUUUAAGGAGCAGGAAGAGCCCAGGAAUAUCCGCCCCCCCCCAGUUUAGUUGAUAAAUAUAUAUAUUUUUUAUUUGAUUUCUAUUUUGUUGUCUGUUUGAUUGUUUCGUUGUCCUCAUCUCCUGGAUAUUUAUUUGUUUGGUAUUUUGAAAUAGAUGUUUUAAAGGAUAUGAACCCGA